Aedes albopictus (Asian tiger mosquito) is the source of this 338-nucleotide messenger RNA. RefSeq lists its product as uncharacterized. The transcript is spliced from 2 exons. The record is from RefSeq and is a predicted model, not a curated record. Lineage: Eukaryota; Metazoa; Arthropoda; Insecta; Diptera; Culicidae. The coding region runs from base 12 to 338 and encodes 108 amino acids.
UCGAAAUUGGAAUGAAUUUUGUGACAUUCUUAUUUGGAGCAUCCGUAACGUACUUUCUAUUCGAGUACUUUUCGCUGUGCUAUUUGGUUGAUUCGUUUCAGGACGAAGUGGACUCCAUCGGACAACAUAUCUUUGAGAGUUGUGCUCGGAUACCGUUUCGCUCGGAACGUCGCUCCGAGUAUGUACAAUUGCGGACCACCUUGAUGAUCAUGUGGAUCAACACUCGCAACGGGAUUCAUAUGGAUUGCGUUGGGUUGUUCGAAAUAAACACACCAAAAUUUCUCGCUCUGCUUAACAUUGCCUACUCGGUGCUGACAUUUCUGACUCAGAUGGGUUGA